AUGGAUCCCAAAGAGAUCCUAAAGAGAAUAGAAACCAUUGAGAAGAACAACAAGCCCUCAAAAGAAGUCAAAAAAUCCAUGUGGCAAAAAGUCAAGGACGAAGCAACGCAUUAUUGGCAUGGCAUGAAAUUAUUAGGCCUCGACAUUAAAAUUUCGUCUCGCUUAACCUAUAAAUUAUUAACAGGUUCAACAUUAACUCGACGCGAACAUAGACAGCUUCGUCGUACAACAGCAGACAUUGUUCGCCUAGUACCUCUUUCUGUAUUUUUGAUGGUUCCUUUUAUGGAGUUUCUUUUGCCUGUGGCAUUGAAAGUGUUUCCUAAUAUGCUACCGAGCACAUUUGAAAAUAAAAAAAUACAAGAAGAAAAGAAACUUAAAUUAGUCAAAGUAAGACUAGAAAUGGCAAAAUUCUUACAAGAAACUAUUGCCGAGUCUGGUCAAAAUGGUAGUUUGGUGGAUACGACACAUGGUCAAGAAUUUGUAGACUUUUUCAGAAAGAUGCGAACUACAGGCGAACAACCUUCUACUGAAGACUUGAUAAAGAUAGCCAGCAAAUUUGAAGACGAAUUGACUUUGGAUAAUUUGUCUCGGCCUCAACUAAUAUCCAUGUGUCGCUAUAUGAACAUCAAAGCUUUUGGUACGGAUAAUUUUCUAAGAUUUCAGAUUCAAAACCAUAUGCGACAAUUGAAAUUAGAUGAUCAGGCGAUUCAACAAGAAGGAAUUGAUCAUUUAACUACGACAGAAUUGCAUGCUGCAUGCGCUGCUCGUGGCAUACGAACCAUUGGCGCUUCAAACGAGCGUCUACGGGGAGAAUUGGCUCAAUGGCUUGAUCUCCAAUUGAAUCAUCAUGUUCCUUGGACCCUAUUGAUCCUGUCACGCGCAUUUUGUUUCACAGACGGUAUGACACACGAAGAAGCGCUUCGUGCAACAUUUAAUAGUUUGCCAGACAAUUUGGUAAAUGAAGCUGAAUUACAUAUGCUGGAGACAAUGGGUACCAGUACAUACAAGCAGAAAUUAGAUGUAUUAGAACAACAAGAAGAAAUGAUAGAAGAUGAGUCUGAGCAAGAAGAGAAAGAAAAGAAAGUACACGAAGCAUUGUCAGAAAAAAUGCCAAGUGAUGCAGAUCACAAAGGUUUGACUGAGGAGCAAAAAGACAAUUUUCAAAAGGCUUUGUCUAAAUUGCGUUCCAAGGUUGAUUUUCUUGGACAACGUGCCCAACUCAAUGAGAUUAAAUUCCACCAUAAAGACUAUAAACAGCUGGUGGAAGACAUUAGGGCAGCCACGAAUAAAGAGUCCAAUGUGUCAGCUUCUCGGUUAAGUAAACGCCUAGAGAAAAUGCUGAAUGCUCUUGAUAAAGAACUGGACUCGCUCGAGAAUGAAGACCAAGAAAAAGAGAAAAAAGAAGAAAAGAGAGCCCAGGCUCAAUAA
Gilbertella persicaria is the source of this 1428-nucleotide messenger RNA. RefSeq names its product LETM1-like protein-domain-containing protein. The coding region runs from base 1 to 1428 and encodes 475 amino acids. Lineage: Eukaryota; Fungi; Mucoromycota; Mucoromycetes; Mucorales; Choanephoraceae. The transcript is spliced from 4 exons. Gene Ontology annotation, biological process: intracellular monoatomic cation homeostasis. Gene Ontology annotation, molecular function: ribosome binding. The record is from RefSeq and is a predicted model, not a curated record. Gene Ontology annotation, cellular component: mitochondrial inner membrane.